CAUCGUCCAUUCGUCGACCGAAUUGGAUUAAGUAAUAAGAAAAGCCAAACCGAAAUCGAAGCGGAUACACUCAAAUACAAUAGAAGAAAAGACGCCAAAUAUGUCUAUUACAAAGCCAUGGCAAAGGGAAGGAGACAGGACUUUGAAGAACUUGUCAAUAAUUUGACAAGUGAAUCUUUAAACAGCGUAGAUUCCCAAAGCUACACGCUGCUCGAAUGGGCCACCGUUUUCUCCACAUCCGAUUGGCCAAUCGACCAGUUCUUGAUAGAAAAAGGCGCCGAAAUUCAAACAGACGAAAAUCUGUUUCGCCAGAAUGUGUUUUUCAUCGCCCUGCAAUAUCUUCCUUCGAAUAAAGAAUCUCGGCACUUGUCAUUUGACGGGAUCGAUAUUCACGACGUGAACCAAACGGGCGACACGGCAUUGCACUUGGCUUUGUACGGGCAAAAAUGGGACGUGGCCGAAAAGAUUCUCGAUCAAUUUCCAGAUUACGAUGUCAACGUCACCAAUUCUAAGGGGUACACACCGCUUCAUCUAGCUGUUCACCCUAAAUGUAAAAUGGUCUUGAUCGAAAAGAUUUUAGCUCGAAUGAAUUCGGAAAGCGUUAUUAACGCACAAGAAGAAGACGGAUGGACUGCUCUUCAUGAUGCAAUUGAUAACCAGUCGGAAAUUGCCGUAAAAGAACUGCUCAAACGAGAUGACGUGGACGUGAACCUCAAAGACAACAACAACGUAACAGCACUACAUUACGCUGCUGGGUGGAAAAAUAUUCCAGGAAAUUUGUUAACAAAAAUAUUAGAAAAAUCGGCAGAUGUUAACGCUCAAGACAAAGAUGGAUGGACUACACUUCAUUAUGCAAUUAAAGGAGAAAACAGAACUGCGGUGGAGGAACUGCUCAAACGAGAUAACGUGGACUUUAACCUCAAGAAUAACCAAAACCAAACGGCACUCCAUUCGGCACUCCUCUUGCAAUCGGAAACUUUUUCCAAAUUGUUAUUGGAUCAAGGUGCUGACGUUAACAUCGUCACCGAGGACGACUCAACGCCCCUUCACCUAGCGGUUCAAUGGCCCGGUUGCCCAGAAGAACUACUUGGCCGUAUACUCAAUUCAACAAAGAACUUGCACGCGAAAAACCAAGGUGGAAAAACUGCCCUCCACUGCGCACUGGAAUCACAAUCGUCAAUCGCAUGCAAAAUGUUGCUGAAAAAGAAAGAAAACGAUGUCGACAUCGCCACAGCAGAUGGUGAAAUUGCUCUUCAUUUAGCAGCGAAAUGGCCAGACAUUGGCGAUGAGCUGUUCACGACACUCCUUGGAAAAACCACAGAAAUCAACAAACUAGACAGCAAAGGAAGGACUCCCCUCCACUGCGCCUUAUUUUUCAAAUCUGUUACAGCAACUAAGAUAUUAUUGAAUAAAGAUGCGACAGUCGAUGCAGAAGCCCAGGAGUACGAUAAAUUUACAGCCCUUCAUCUGGCCGCCUUCUGGUCGGAUAUUCCCAUAAAUUUGUUCGAAAUAAUUUUGGAAAAAUCUGAAGCGAAUCUAAACGCGCAGGAUAAAUAUGGAAGAACUGCCCUGCACUGUGCAAUACUAUCGAAAUCUGAAACUUUAAUUGACAACCUCUUGGAUGCAAAUGCGGAUGCUACAAUACCCGAACAUGAUGGUCUUACACCCCUUCAUCUAGCAGCCAAUUGGCGUCAACCAAUUGUACCAGAUAUUUCGACUCGUCUGUUCAAUAAAAUCCUGACAAAAUCCAGCAGCAUAGUCAAUGCAAAGGGCAGCAGAGGACAAACCGCCCUUCACUUCGCAUUGGCCUCGCACUCGACGACCGCAACUGAUGCGUUACUCAAACACGAAAACUUAGAUGUAAACAUCGAAACAGAAGAACAUGAAUUAGCGAUUCAUCGAGCUGCCAAGUGGAAACACAUCCCUCAUCAAUUGUUCAAGAUAAUCACGGACAAAACUGAUAGGGACAAAUUAAAUAGUAAGCACCUAGGAAAUACUGCCCUCGACUAUGCUACAGAGUCGGGAUUGCCACCGAAAUUGAUCAAUCUCUUACAGACAAAACAAAAGAGGGAAAAACACAACAAGAUUGAUGGUGGCGUCGUUAACAUAAAAACGUUGGGUGACAAUCAAUCACAAUCCGCACUUGAAGCACAGCAAAAUCGUAUAAAUAUAGAAGUUAAUGUCACGGAAAAAGACAACUCGAUUGCACUUCAUCCAAGAGACGAGGAGGAACGGCCUGAAAAAAUUAAGGUUGAUAAAAAGACAAUUCUGGGUAUGGGAACUUAUAGCACCGUCUUUGUUGGUUACUUGAGAAACCAAAAAGUGGCAGUGAAGCGGAUUCCGCUCUACCGCGCCGAAACUAUGCAAAGAGAGGAAGAAAUAAUUCGGCUCUUAAAACAUCCUAACGUUAUCCAACAAUUAGGAGUUGAAGAGGACGAAGAUUUCCGAUAUUACGCCUUAGAAUUGGUCGCUGGCACCCUCGACGACUUUUGCCAGGGCUAUUACAAAGGAGAAAUGCCGAGUGAUGGUGAAGCACUGACGCAGAUGGCCGAGGGCUUGCUGUACAUUCACGGCGAGAAAUUUGUUCAUCGGGACAUCAAACCUUCAAACGUUCUCAUCACAUUUCAUAAACCAGUUCGACUUAUGAUCACAGAUGUUAGUUCGUGUGAGGCUUUGGAUGAUACGAGAACAUUUUCAAUGCAAUCGGGGAAUAUAGGAAACGAAUUAUGGAUGGCACCAGAAAUGAUUGAUAAUUCCGAUGCUGACGACGAAGAUUAUGAAGAAUCAGUAAAAAGAUUUGGCAUUGCGUGUGAUACAUGGGCACUUGGAUGUGUUUUCUUCUAUUUUCUAACGAGAGGAGUUCACCCAUUUGGAAAAACCUAUUUGGGAAUUCGCUUAAACGUAAUGGUGAAACAGAGACCGGUCGAGCUUGAAAAAAUCUUGCUAUCUUCAAACUGCAAAAUGGUCGAAAUAUACAAACUGAUAGGCGAUAUGAUCGACAUAGAACCGCAAAAAAGAAUUUCACUGGAGCAAGUCCUUAAGAAGCUAAAACAAAUAUUUAAUUUGAACCGAUGUUCAAACCCGUCACUUUUCAAUGAGAUUCAAUUUGAAGACGGCAAUAUUUCCUUGAUUAAUCCAGAAAUUCAAGACUAUAAAAUUUCACCAUCGCAGUCUGAACCCGGGGAAAACGAUUCAGAUACUGGAGAAAAACAAGGAAAUGGGCAAUUACCACAACAAAGAAUUGCGAAUACCACUACCAGUGCCCAAGCAGAAAAUACCGACAAUACGACCAAAAGUGAAGAAAAAACGCCAGAAUCAAGUGAUAGAGAUGGCGACGAUAAAGACGAGUCGAAAAAGAAAAAAGUAGAAAUGUGCUGUGUCCGUUGUAAAAAAAUGACAACAAUCGAACAAUUAUACCGUGACGUCAACAAAAAAGUUGAAAGUGCCAACAGUAAGUUGGGCCAUCUGAAUGAAUCGGCAAUACGCACAAAUUUGGGUUUAAACGAAGUGGAAAAACCUCGCAACAUUUCAUCUUUGUACCAACUCAUCGAAUGCUACGGCAAAGCAAAACAUGCCAAGAAGUGGACGGAUGAAGAUACACAUCAAAGCUGUAAAAUGGUCAUCAAACAUCUACAAGACAAUAAAACAGAUGAGAAAUAUCAUGAAUGGUAUUAUAACAAAGCCAUGGAAAAGUUGGAAAAAAAAGAAAAUGAAAAGAAAGUUUUGGAAAAAAUAACCUUUCCCCUUACCGCAACCGACAUGGCAACCAAUGAACAGCAAACAUACUCAGUUACAAAGAUUUACAUACGCAACAAGCUCACAGCAUAUAUUCCAGGUCCCAUAGACUGGAACGAACUUACCAAACCAAGUGGUCCAAUAUUCUUACUCGCCUUGUAUAGGAGCAUCAAGCAUGAAAACGAAAGAGAGGGCAAGGAAGAUUCUAGUAAAACAAUCUUUGACGAAAACACUUUAUUAUCUUUCCCACCACCCGGAAUUCUGACCAUGGACGUCCCUGUCAAUAUAUCUUGGGGAAAAUCUCUCAUACAAACUGGACAAUUAAAUGAAAAUACGGGCGGCAAGAUCUCACCAAAAGAAAUUUUCACAACAUUCAUUGAAGUAGGAGAAAUCAAAACAUCGGCUAGCCAAAUUAGAGAUGCCAAAUUACAAUUAACACGAAGCCUUCUCUGCUUCAAAUGGCUGGAUCAAGUGAUUUCUCAAAACGAUACAUCUUAUGGACUGAUUGGAAAUAUAUACAUCGAAGGCAACUCUUCAGAAGCACAAAAACAAAGUCAAAAUAAAACCAACGAUGCUUUUCCUGGAGAAGGAAUAACAUUUAAAACUCGAUUUGCAGAGUACAAGUAAUAAAACGGACUAAGUUUAAUUUGUUCAAAUUUAGAAGAAAAUAUGCAAAUAAGAAAAUGCGAGUAAGAAUUCUGUUUGAUGAAAACUUCAAAAUUGCAAGCAAGAGAGUACUUCCUGUUAAGAUGGCCAUUGGAACUCGGUGGCAGAUUUUUAUUCUUAAGUUUGUUGGCAGAGGGAACUAGAAACUAGAAACCCAGAUUUUACCAGUGAAAAAUUUUUGAAAUAAAAAUGUAAAUCCCCAUA
This is a messenger RNA of Daphnia pulicaria, 4605 nucleotides long. RefSeq lists its product as uncharacterized. Gene Ontology annotation, biological process: proteolysis; protein phosphorylation. Lineage: Eukaryota; Metazoa; Arthropoda; Branchiopoda; Diplostraca; Daphniidae. Gene Ontology annotation, molecular function: ATP binding; protein binding; aspartic-type endopeptidase activity. The coding region runs from base 118 to 4362 and encodes 1414 amino acids. The transcript is spliced from 8 exons. The record is from RefSeq and is a predicted model, not a curated record.